Messenger RNA from Limulus polyphemus (Atlantic horseshoe crab), 350 nucleotides. RefSeq names its product frequenin-1-like. Lineage: Eukaryota; Metazoa; Arthropoda; Merostomata; Xiphosura; Limulidae. Gene Ontology annotation, molecular function: calcium ion binding; calcium sensitive guanylate cyclase activator activity. Bases 96 to 335 code for a protein of 79 amino acids. The transcript has 4 exons. The record is from RefSeq and is a predicted model, not a curated record.
UAAGAGAGGUAAAGGGAAGGGAAGUAAUAACUUAUGAAAUGUGUUUUUGUUGGUAAGAUUACAAGUGCUAUCAUCUAACAUAACGGGUUCUGUCAAUGGGGAAGAAACACAGCAAACUAAAAAGUGAGGUGGUCGAAACACUAGCCAAGGAUACUUACUUUACAGAAAAGGAAAUUAGACAAUGGUAUAAAGGAUUUCUCAAGGACUGUCCUGAUGGUCAACUUACAGAACAGGGUUUCCUGCGUAUAUACAAACAGUUUUUUCCACAAGGGGACCCAGCUACUUUUGCUUCGUUGGUGUUUAGGGUGUUCGACGAAAACAAGGUAAAUAAUUAAAAAACAAAAAGGUCU